GCCUAAGCAAAGUUGUGCCUCCUUCGCAGCUUCCGUAGUCAGGAAGUAACGCUUUGUUUACAUCGUGAGCAAUUUAGCGGAAAGUAACUCAAACCAGAGCUGUAAAAUAGGUAGUUUGUUGGAUUUACAUGCGUUAGCAAUAUGUGAUCAUAUUGAUUGCACAUAGAUAGCAAAUUAUAUUUUAAUUUAGAAGAAAGCAUUGCCCGCAGUUUCAAGCACUAGCUAACGUUAGCUAGCUAGAUGUUCUCCACCACUGUAACGUUACCAGGAUCAUUUAGCUUGCAUGUUUUAUACGUUUGUCAGUCAGCUAGAGAACGUUGCCUGUCAUUGGUAUUAAGAUUUUUUAUUUUAUUUCAGAAAUGGCCGACGACGUACUCUUUGAGUUCCUCCACAUGGAGAUGGUGUCCCAUAUUUACAAAGACCAAGCCUCGAGAGGGGAGAUGGACAAGGUAGGUUAAGCCCGUAACGUCACUAGACAGCUACCUGACAUACCCACUCAACAUUGUUUGAAAGCUUGGUCAUCAUCAAAAGGUGUGUUUGUUGAAUCCAUUGUUGUCACAUCUAGUUAUUUAUGGGGUUUUUUUCUCCACAGGAUAGGGCUACUUGUGUGUCCACUCUGGAAGGCAUGGGCUUCAGAGUAGGACAGGGGCUUAUAGAAAGGUAGGACAACAGUUUUCACUAUUGCAUAUGCCCUGUAUUUCAGUUUGACCUAAGUUCCACCUUUAAGUACUUUAGUAUCACAUUACCUGAUUGAAAUGGUGUUACCUGAAGGACAUCCUCAAUAUAUGUAGGCUAACCUUGUGUGUUUUCUGAUCCUCCAGGUUUACAAAAGAUUCGCCCAGCUUCAAAGAUGACUUGGAUAUCAUGAAAUUUAUCUGUAAAGACUUCUGGAUAAAUGUCUUCAGAAAGCAAAUUGACAACCUUAGGACAAACCACCAGGUGUGCCCAUGUUUGAAAAAUAAAGCACUUUAGUUUAGGAAUACAGCUGCUGAUGUACCACAUUACACAUGGCCUUCCUCCCUAAUAUUCAUGGUCUGUCUUUCUUAUUUCUACACAGGGUACUUAUGUUUUGCAAGACAACAAGUUUGCACUCUUGACACAGUUUUCCAGCGGGAAGCAGUACCUUGAGGAAGCUCCAAAAGUAAGACAUCCAAUCGUUUAAAAAAAGUAGACCCAGUCAUUUCUCGUUCUACAACAGUGGUCUUAAAUCCUGGUUCUGUGGACGCAGGCUGGGAACACAUUUGUUCCAGCCUGGCACUAACGCCAGGUUAAACUUGAUAAGUUAAAGUUUGCAUGUUAGUACUUGGAUGGAACAAAUGCUUGCACACCAAUUUGGCCCUAGGUUUAGCAUUAAUCUAGAAUAUUCAGCUAAAUAGAUUGAAAUAUAGGCCUUCAGUGAUUUAACUCAGAAGCAAAUGUUCAGCCGUAACUGUCUGGUAUGUUUCGCCACAGUAUCUGGCAUACUCCUGUGGAUUGGUGAGAGGAGCUUUGUCUAACCUGGGAAUGGACUGCGUGGUGACAGCUGAGGUCUCCCUAAUGCCCUCAUGUGAGUCUCUUUUAUCAUCAUCAUUUAUCAUAUACCAUCAUACCACACCAAACAUUACCGAUACUACAGAGAGGUUUCAAAUCAGAGAGUGUUCAGUGACAGGCACUUCCUGUAAAGGUUGUUAAGCAGACCAGGGCAGGACUUUGGCUAGCUGAGUGACAAACUCAUCCCUUUUUAGACAGUUUCUUAAAGAGCUGAAUGUGUCUUCAUUACAUAGCCACGAAAGUAACAAAAUUGCACAAUUCCAUAUUUGUCAAAAACUACUUUAUUUCAAAGGAGUGCUGUACUGCACAUGCACAGAUCAGCAACUUCAGACGAUCAGGUGUUUCUACGUAGUUAGCUUGACAUGCUAAGAUAGCGUUUCAGCAGUUUCUAUUGAAACAGCCGUUAGAGGCACUUUCUAUAUGGGUCCUCUUUGGAUACCAACACUGGUGAGUUCUGAGCAGACUAUCUAUCAGCUUGGUGCAGAGCCUGAAGCACUUCAGUGAUUCCUUUUCCAUUAUUAAAGGAGCUACAUGUAAUAUUUUUGUGGCCAUCAAAUCUCUUGUCAAAUUGACUGAGGCUGAGCGAUUUGUAUAAGUACCACGCGCUAACGGAUUGUAAUCGGUUAGCGUGCCGCUCAGACCCAGUUAAUUUGACAACAAGAGCUGGUCAGUCUUUCGUUGACCAAUAAGAAGGCUGCACCAUUAGAAUGCAAUUUUGUGUGGGCCCAAAACUUUUUUUGGGGGGGGGAAUGUUGUGAAAUACUAUAAUUCCACUAUUACUGUAGAUAUAUUAGACAUUUACUGAAUUUAUAAUGCAAAAAUAUUACAUGUAGCUUCUUUAAUGACAAGGUGCAUAAUAUGUGUAUACUUUGUCAGACGUUUGUCUAUUUAAGUAAUAUUACCACCUUUUGUGUUCUCACACAGGUAAAUUCCAGGUCGUGAUUCAGAAGAUUUGAAUUGGACCCAUCUCUUUUUAAAAUGGUAUGUUCAUCUGUGACAAUAAAAUAAUGUGAAUGUCAACCUUAAGGUCCUUAAAUGUCAUCACAUUGAAGGUGGUUUACUACAUAUUAUUUUUGUAUUACAUUUAUUUAGUUUUCUUUAGAAAGCAAUAAUACAUUGUAAAGAAUUACACACUUAUUUGAGUUUUAUAACAUACUUAAAAAAAGCUUAAUGCAGUUACCAGAUAUCGAUUCCUCUAUUUAAUUGUCUUUAACAGAUCAUUUUGUAUCCUAACAUCAGCUUCAAGUCUUUGUAUAUUAACAAAUAAUUUGUCUUCAGUGUGACACUUGUGAAGGUAUUGCAGUUAGUCUGUUGUAGGUGUCAUCUCUGUUGUUGAGGGAAAUCAAAUACGAAUAGCAUUUUUAUUCUCAAAUUAUUUUAAUACUUAUCCCAUGUAAUUUCCUUGGCUCUUUGUUGACUGUAUUUGCUAAAGUAACAAAAUAGUUGUUGGCGAAAUAACUAUUUUCUGCCACUAGAGGGUAGUGUCUGCAAUAUACUCUUCUCGACAGCAUGCCUGUGAAUGGAAUCUGAGUGCAUUAUCCUUUGAAAAGAGAGCCCAGUUGAACAUUAUAGCAGUGAAAUCCAGCUCCCCAAGUUGUCUCUUUCAAACUUUGUGAAUCAUGUUAUUUUCUUGGGAUAUGAUCUGUCUGCUUUACCCUGCAUCAAAAGCAAUACAUUUAAGACCGGGAUUGAAAAUGUUGUUUGUACAAAAUAAAACUUUAAAGGGGUGAUCUGCAGUUGCUACAUCCAUUUUUGGACUUAUAAAUGAAUAAUAUGUACCUA
Messenger RNA from Coregonus sp. 'balchen', 3312 nucleotides. The record is from the annotation of a GenBank genome assembly. Lineage: Eukaryota; Metazoa; Chordata; Actinopteri; Salmoniformes; Salmonidae.